This is a messenger RNA of Monopterus albus (swamp eel), 4492 nucleotides long. It is a transcript of the gene brip1, whose product is annotated as BRCA1 interacting helicase 1. Lineage: Eukaryota; Metazoa; Chordata; Actinopteri; Synbranchiformes; Synbranchidae. Gene Ontology annotation, cellular component: nucleus. Gene Ontology annotation, molecular function: ATP binding; hydrolase activity, acting on acid anhydrides, in phosphorus-containing anhydrides; DNA helicase activity. The transcript has 20 exons. Bases 296 to 3988 code for a protein of 1230 amino acids. Gene Ontology annotation, biological process: nucleotide-excision repair; double-strand break repair involved in meiotic recombination. The record is from RefSeq and is a predicted model, not a curated record.
UAUUCUUUUGACCAGGGUUAUGAGUUUAAUCAUGCGAUAUGGGUAUUAGUAACGCUAAUGAAUGAAAGUAAUGGUGGUAAAUGGAAUGUUAGAAUGAGUCUUGAUCAUUAGUUUUUGCUAUGUAAUCACUAGUCAACAUAGUAGUAAUGCUAGUCAACCACUAAGCUAGCUGACAGCUAAUACUCAGCUGUAAAGUGACAACCUAAGACAGGAAAGGGGGAAAUAAGGUUUGCUAAACUGUCGACAAAUUAACAGUGUUUUAAGUGUUACUCUACAGUGACAGGGACAGAGGAAUAUGGCUUCUUCCAGAGCGACAUACACCAUUGGAGGGGUGAAAAUCCACUUUCCCUGUAAGGCUUACCCAUCCCAGCUGGCCAUGAUGAAUUCAAUCAUACGAGGACUGAACAAUGGACAGCACUGUUUGCUGGAGAGUCCCACAGGUAGUGGAAAAAGCUUGGCUUUGCUCUGCUCCGCUCUCGGCUGGCAGCAGGCGCAGUUUGCUAAACGGCAAGAAGAAGGAAGCCAAGUGAAGGGCAAGAACCAGUCAGAUAAAAGCUCUGGAGAAUAUAAGAAAUCAGACAUCACCACCCCCUGUCAGUGUUUUUGCCACAGCAAAGCCAGUGGGGCCCCAGCUUCACCAUCAGCCAAUGCAGCUGUUGUGGACCUCACUUUGUCACCUUAUAAAGAGACGUCACAGCAGCUGCCUCCAGCACCUGAACACAUGCAGGGGGAGUCACAGCUCAAGAAAUCGUCUAUAGCCUCUCGUGUGCCUGAGAAGUUCCAGUCGCCCUUAAGGUCUGAUUGCGAGAAAGACAAUGACUUCCAGCCAGAGAAGAAACGCUUUCGUACUGCUGAACACAAGAGCCAAAACAGGCAGCAUCUGGAGCAGGGAGUGACAUUCUUAGAUGAUGAGCCGGAGCUGGAAAAUAAGCCUUUGGCUCCUCAGAGAAGACCUGACGGCCAAACGGGGCCAUACAACCCUGCUGCCGGUUCAUCCUCAUCUUGCAGUUCCCCAAAACCUUGCUCCUGCUGCCCAUGUGAUUCAGCCAAAGAGAGUACGAUGGAGAAAGAUGACAAAAAGCAGAUUCCUAAGAUCUUCUUUGGCACUCGCACUCAUAAACAGAUAACUCAGAUUGCCCAUGAGCUCAAACGCACUGUUUACUCCAGCGUGCCAAUGACCAUCUUAUCCAGCAGAGACCACACCUGUAUCAACAAAGAAGUGGCGCCCCACGCCAACCGCAACGAGCGCUGCAAGGACCUGCUGAAGGCCGAGAAUGGCCUGUCAUGUCGCUACUACCACGGUGUCCACAAGAUGCGGGACCACUACACACUACAGCAGGUUCACGGACUACAUGAAGCCUGGGAUAUUGAGGACCUGGUUGCACUGGGCAAACAGCUCCGGUCAUGCUCUUACUACGCUGCCCGUGAACUUAUGCAGGGUGCCUCCAUCAUCUUCUGCCCAUAUAACUAUCUGCUGGACCCAAUGAUCAGAGAGAGUAUGGAGAUCAACCUGGCAGGCCAGAUCUUGGUGCUGGAUGAAGCCCACAACAUUGAGGACUGUGCAAGGGAGAGUGCCAGCUUCACAUUAGACCACAACAGUCUGCUGAUGUCCAGAGAUGAACUGGAUAGCAUGGUUAACAACAACAUCAGGAAGUCUGAACAUGAAAUACUCAGAAACUUCUGUUACAUCCUAGUCAGCUGGAUCCAGGAGAGCAAAAGCCUAAUGUCUGAAAGGGAAUAUGAAGUCGCCAGUAAAGUCUGGAGUGGGAAUGAUAUAUUGGGCAUCUUUAACAACCUGGGCAUCACUGCUGAUACGUUUUGUGAUAUGAAGCAAAACUUGGCAGCAGUAUUGGAGAAGGAGCACCGUGUUGUGGCUAAUAAUAAAGAGGACAUUGUGCAGAUCCCAGUCAUCAGCUCAGCUACCUCCGCUGUCCUCAAAAACCUCUUCAUGGUUCUGGACUUCCUCUACAGGGACAAGUGCAGGUUUGCUGACGACUACCGUGUAGCUUUGCAGAGGACCUAUGCUUGGGUGAACCAAGUCCCUCCUGAUGUCCCCGAUGCCAAGGGAUUUUUUGGUCGGCCACGCUACAGACAGCGUCAUAGCAUUCGAGUCAAGACAGAAGUUUUGGCCCUGAGCUUCUGGUGCCUCAACCCUGCUGUUGCUUUCUCUGACUUGAGUGAGUCCGUGCACAGCAUUGUGCUGACAUCAGGAACCCUGUCACCCAUGGGCUCCUUCUCCUCUGAACUUGGGGUGAAAUUCUCCAUCCAGCUGGAGGCCAGCCAUGUUAUUAACAAGUCCCAGGUUUGGGUGGGCACUGUUGGUGCAGGACCCCAAGGCAGAAAGCUCUGUGCCACCUUCCAACAUGCUGAAACAUAUGUCUUCCAGGAUGAAGUGGGUGCCCUGCUGCUCCAUGUGUGCCAGGUCAUGGCCAAGGGUGUGCUUUGCUUUUUGCCUUCUUAUAGGAUGCUGGAUAAUCUGCGAGAUCGAUGGGCCAAGACUGGUGUCUGGAAGAAGUUAGAGCAGCAGAAAACGGUGAUCACCGAACCUCGUGGUGGUGGAAAAGGAGAUUUUGAUGACCUGCUUCAGAUUUACUAUGAUGCCAUCAGAUACUGUGAGGAACGCAGUCAAACUGAUGGUGCACUGCUGAUUGCUGUAUGUAGGGGUAAAGUGAGUGAAGGACUAGACUUCACAGAUGACAAUGCCAGGGCAGUGGUCACCAUUGGAAUUCCCUUCCCAAACAUCAAAGACCUUCAGGUGGAACUGAAGAUGAAGUACAAUGACCAACACUGCAAGUCUAGGGGCCUCCUCCCAGGCCAUCAUUGGUAUGAGAUUCAGGCCUACAGAGCUUUAAAUCAGGCCCUGGGGAGGUGUAUCCGCCACAGGAAUGACUGGGGUGCUCUAAUUCUAGUGGAUGACCGUUACAGGAAUAAUCCUAAGAAGUACAUCACAGGUCUGUCUAAAUGGGUCCGCCAGCUCGUCCAACAUCAUGACACCUUCAGUAAUGCCAUCCAGUCUCUUGAAGCAUUCUCUCGAGUGCAGCAGAAGGUGCAGGUGGCCCCUGUAGACAAUCAUCUCCCCUGCUCUACCUCCUCAUCUUCAAAUAGUCAGUUGCCUGAAACUGUAGGGCAACACUGUCUGCCCUCACAACCUCACACACCUCACCCAUGCAGCAGGGUGCCUGAACCCCAGCAGGACACAAGCUCUUCAAGCUUCUGUAGUUUUUCUCAUACGCAUUUGAAAGCUGAACAAAAGGAAAAAGCAGAAUGUUUGAAGAUGACACAUAGUCCUCCAGCAGAGCUACUCUCAUAUAAAAAGAGAAUAGCUCAGCCUCUGUACCAGAUUUUCACCUCCAGCUCCAUCAGCACGUGUUUCAAGAGGCCACUCUUUCAUGAAAAAGCAUCCAGUAUUUCUGUCCAGCACUUGGAAAAAGCUAAUUAUUCUGAGCACAAGGUGCAACACAAGGUCUCUGUACAAAAGGAGACUGAGGUGUCUUGUCUGAAACAAGAAGCUGUAGCUGUGGCCAGUGUAUUCAAAGUGGAACCACACAGUCUGGGUCUAGAGCCUUUUAUACUAGCUACCUGUCCCACAUAUGAAAGUCACCCACCCUCAGCAGACAAGCCUGAUGAUGAAGAAGACAAGGACCAGACCAUCUUUACUCCAGAACGUUUUGAGGAUGGAGACAAAGGCAGCCCACAGAAAAAGAUGACGAAAGAGUCGCCUCCUAGGAUGGUUUUAGGAGCAGACAGCUCCGCUUUGCUGUCUGAAGAAAGUUUUGGCUCUGAGCAGCCCCAAGGGGUGGGGCAAGCCUCUGCUUUUAAUGGACAGACUACUACUUCAGUCAGUAAGGAGAGCACAGAGCUGUCACAGGGACAGAAGCAAGGUGAGGAGAGUGAGCAGGUGGAUAACCAGAGCAGGCAGGCAGGCAGAAGGCUUAACAGGCUGUCCAGGUCCAGGCAGAGAGUUCUUUCCACUCCAACAGGUAACUAACAACCUGGACACAAGGAAUACUGUGAACAAAGCAGAAUGUCUUUCAUGCUAUAUACCUAAUGGCAUCAGUGCACACUGUGGUGGUAAAGGCUUCCCACUAGAGAAUGGGUACUGUAAAUUGGUAUUGGUAUAAGCAGUAUAAAAUGUUAUAUCCAAUUCAUAUCAUUACUGCAAACAUUUCAUAGGAAACACCGUGUUUCACAGGUCAUUGUGUCGAAGUAAUGGAAUGUUACAGCUGCCCUGGGCAACUAGCUCACACACUGCUAUUGUGUAUACACUAAAUGAUGGCCAAGCCAUCUCCCAUCACGAAUUAGCUUCUUAUGUAGCAUGACAGACAUCAUAUUAGGAGACCAUUAAGGCCUGUUCAGAGUUUAAAAACACAUAACUAAACUGCAUUCUUGAAAUUGCGUUGCUGAUUGAAUGUGCAGCCUAUCAAAUCAUUAAAGUAUAAAACCAAGUACAUUUUUAAUAUUUUUUGCAUGAAAUUGUUUAGUUGUAUUUUAA